AUGUCUUUCAUUCGCCUGGCCGCCCGUUCUGCUGUCCUUCCUUGCCGCGCGCUGACCGCGUCUCUGUCGCGACCUCAGCAUGUUUUCCGUAUGCGUUUCUCCGACGCUGCGCCCGCGGGGAGUGCUAUUCCACGACCAGAUAUCGAGUCGCGUAUACUGGAACUUUUGAAAGGGUUUGACAAAGUAGAUCCGAGCAAGCUCUCCUCCACCGCAUCGUUCUCAAAAGACCUGGGCCUCGAUAGCUUGGACUCUGUUGAAGUCGUCAUGGCAGUAGAGGAGGAAUUCUCAAUUGAGAUACCCGACCAAGAAGCAGACGAAAUACAAACUGUCCAGCAAGCCAUUGACUACAUUGCCAAGACGCCGGAAGGUACACCACUCGCCUAUCUUCUUCACUUUCGCAAGGCUGACUUGCCCUAUAGCUCAGUGAGAGAUGGUGGUCACGGAGAACCCCGUAUCUAUACUUGUGCUCCUAGCACCUCUAGAAAAUAUCAACAUUCUUAA
Messenger RNA from Pleurotus ostreatus (oyster mushroom), 501 nucleotides. RefSeq lists its product as uncharacterized. Gene Ontology annotation, molecular function: acyl binding; acyl carrier activity. Gene Ontology annotation, cellular component: mitochondrion. The coding region runs from base 1 to 501 and encodes 166 amino acids. The transcript has 4 exons. The record is from RefSeq and is a predicted model, not a curated record. Gene Ontology annotation, biological process: fatty acid biosynthetic process. Lineage: Eukaryota; Fungi; Basidiomycota; Agaricomycetes; Agaricales; Pleurotaceae.